CGGCACUUCAGCGCAAAGCCCUCAGAAUCAUAUCGAUCUGCACUGAAGUCAAAGGCUAAAGAAUCACUUAAAAUGGAAUUGUGUGAUGGAUUAUUUCAGGCACGUGCAUCGUGGAUCCAGUUCACUUUUAUCUGCUCAAUGCUGUGCAUGUGGACUAGUGUUGAGUCCUGGUCUUACGUCUACUCAAACAAAUCAAUGAAAUGGGACGAUGCACGGAAUUGGUGCAAGGAGCACUACACAGACAUGGUGGCCAUCCAGAACCGGGAGGAGAUCGAGCAUCUUAACAACUGGCUGCCCAAAAAAAGGGGCUACUACUGGAUAGGGAUCCGUAAGAUCAAUGAUGUCUGGACCUGGGUAGGAACCAACAAGACUCUGACGGAAGAAGCAACAAACUGGGCAGAAGGAGAACCGAACAAUGGCAAAACUGAACAAAGUCUAGGAGUCAGUGAGGACUGUGUGGAGAUGUACAUUAAACGAGACCAAAAUCCAGGCACGUGGAAUGACGAGAGGUGUAUGAAAAAAAAGACUGCUCUGUGCUACACAGCGGCUUGUAAGAUUGACUCCUGUUUCCAUGGAGAGUGUGUUGAAACCAUCAACAGCCACAAAUGUGAUUGUUUUGAAGGGUUUUUUGGAGACAAGUGUGACCAAGUUGUGCAGUGUAACAAAGGUGAGGUGAUUGUUCCAGAUAAAGGACAUGUCAAUUGCUCUCACAAGUAUGGCAGUUUCUCCUAUGACUCCUUGUGUCAGUAUUCCUGUGAGGAAGGAUACAACUCUGAGUCAGUUUACAACUCUCAGUGCUCCUUCACCUGUGACCAAGGCUACUCAUUAGAAGGACCUGAGCUGCUGACAUGUGGUCAUCAUGGCAACUGGACUGCAGAGAAACCCACCUGUCAAGCUCCUGCUCCAAUUACUGCAGUUACUGCUGGUGUGGCAACAGGGGGCACUGCCUUGUUAUCAGGCGUGUCUAUGGCUAUGUGGGUCUUGAAAAAACUGAAGAAGAAUGUAGCCAAAUUCGACCUGAGCAGGAGGAUGGAGUCAAAUAUAAGAGGAGGCAGUCCAGUGGAUCACACUCAGAAUCAUUUUAUCCUUAAAUAUACUGAGGCGGAAGGAUCAACAAUCUUCUGCAGGCUAUCAGGCAUAUUAGUUAACAUGGAUUCCUGCUUUGGACUACUUAAGAGCUGGGGAUAUAAGAGCUCUGCUUCAUGGAUGAAUUUCACCUUCAUUUGCUUAGUGCUGUGCAUGUGGACUAGUGUAGAGUCCUGGUCUUAUUUCUAUUCAAACAACACAAUGACAUGGGAAAAUGCACGAAGCUGGUGCCAGGAGCACUACACAGACAUGGUGGCCAUCCAGAACCAGGAGGAGCUUGAGCAUCUUAAUAACUGGCUGCCCAAGAAAAAUGGCUACUACUGGAUUGGGAUUCGUAAGAUCAAUAAUGUCUGGACCUGGGUAGGAACCAACAAGCCUCUGACAGAAGAAGCGACCAACUGGGCAGAAGGAGAACCGAACAAUGGCGAGAGAGUAAUAAAUUCAGAGAUCAGUGAGGACUGUGUGGAGAUGUACAUUAAAAGAGAUAAAGAACCAGGCAAGUGGAAUGACGAGAGAUGUACAAAAUCAAAGACUGCUCUGUGCUACACAGCGGCUUGUAAGAAUGACUCCUGUUUGCAUGGAGAGUGUGUUGAAACCAUCAACAGCCACAAAUGUGAUUGUUUUGAAGGGUUUUUUGGAGACAAGUGUGACCAAGUUGUGCAGUGUAACAAAAGUGAGGUGAUUGUUCCAGAUAAAGGACAUGUCAAUUGCUCUCACAAGUAUGGCAGUUUCUCCUACGACUCCUUGUGUCAGUAUUCCUGUGAGGAAGGAUACAAGCUGAGUGUGCAGACUCCUCUGAGGUGCUCGGGGUCAGGAAAAUGGUCGGAUAAGCACCCUUCAUGUGAAUUGAUUCAGUGUGAGAAGAUGUCAGAGCCUACACAUGGAUCCAUGAAAUGCUCCGAUCCUCUGGCAACCAACUGGGCAGAAGGAGAACCGAACAACAGCAAGAGUGACAGAAAUGCAAAAAUCAGUGAGGACUGUGUGGAGAUGUACAUUAAAAGAGAUAAAGAACCAAGCAAGUGGAAUGACGAGAGAUGUACAAAAUCAAAGACUGCUCUGUGCUACACAGCGGCUUGUAAGAAUGACUCCUGUUUGCACGGAGAGUGUGUUGAAACCAUCAACAGCCACAAAUGUGAUUGCUUUGAAGGGUUUUUUGGAGACAAGUGUGACCAAGCUGUGCAGUGUAACAAAAGCGAAGUUAUUGCCCCAGAAAAAGGAUCCCAAAAUUGCUCUCACAAGUAUGGCAGUUUCUCCUAUGACUCCUUGUGUCAAUAUUCCUGUGAGGAAGGAUACAAGCUGAGUGUGCAGAGAUCUCUAAGGUGUACUUCCUCAGGAAAAUGGUCAGAAAAGCCACCUUUGUGUGAAUUGAUUCAGUGUGAGAAGAUGUCAGAGCCUACACAUGGAUCCAUGAAAUGCUCCGAUCCUCUGGGCUCAUUCAGCUAUCAGUCCACCUGUACUUUUACCUGUGAUGAAGGUUAUGUACUGUCUGGAUCUCCAUCUCUGCAAUGUGAAUCAUCAGGAAAGUGGAAUGGAUCCCAGCCAUACUGUGAUUCCUUCUUUGGACUAACCCAUGGAUAUAAGAGCUCUGCCUCACGGAUCAACUUCGCCGUUAUUUGCUCAAUGCUGUGCAUGUGGACUAGUGUAGAGUCUUGGUCUUACUUCUACUCGGACAACGCAAUGACAUGGGAUGAUGCACGAAGCUGGUGCCAGGAGCACUACACAGACAUGGUGGCCAUCCAGAACCACGAGGAGCUCGAGCAUCUUAAUAACUGGCUGCCCAAGAAAAAUGGCUACUACUGGAUUGGGAUUCGUAGGAUUAAUAACGUCUGGACCUGGGUAGGAACCAACAAGCCUCUGACAGAAGAAGCAACAAACUGGGCAGAAGGAGAACCGAACAAUAACGAGGGUGACAAAAACACAGGCAUGCAUGAGGACUGUGUGGAGAUGUACAUUAAAAGAGAUAAAGAACCAGGCAAGUGGAAUGACGAGAGAUGUGUUAAAAGAAAGACUGCUCUGUGCUACACAGCGGCUUGUAAGAUUGACUCCUGUUUGCAUGGAGAGUGUGUUGAAACCAUCAACAGCCACAAAUGUGAUUGCUUUGAAGGGUUUUUUGGACACAAGUGCGACCAAGUUGUGCAGUGUAACAAAGGUGAGGUGAUUGUUCCAGAUAAAGGACAUGUCAAUUGCUCUCACAAGUAUGGCAGUUUCUCCUACGACUCCUUGUGUCAGUAUUCCUGUGAGGAAGGAUACGAGCUGAGUGUGCAGACUCCUCUGAGGUGCUCGGGGUCAGGAAAAUGGUCGGAUAAGCACCCUUCAUGUGAAUUGAUUCAGUGUGAGAAGAUGUCAGAGCCUACACAUGGAUCCAUGAAAUGCUCCGAUCCUCUG
Molecule: messenger RNA, 3471 nt
Organism: Neolamprologus brichardi
Lineage: Eukaryota; Metazoa; Chordata; Actinopteri; Cichliformes; Cichlidae
Source: RefSeq, a predicted model, not a curated record